Molecule: messenger RNA, 4323 nt
Organism: Sturnus vulgaris (Common starling)
Lineage: Eukaryota; Metazoa; Chordata; Aves; Passeriformes; Sturnidae
Source: RefSeq, a predicted model, not a curated record
GUGGGAGGAGAGGAAUUACAGAAGUGUAUCUAUCUCCCAUGAGGUUCCAAAACCUCUUUUAUGGGAGGAAUUGCCAAACUAAAAAGAUACACUUGAUUUUUCUGUUCUUGUGCGUACUUUUAGUGCCUGCAUAUUGCUUUCCCAUCUUAGAGAUGCUAGCACCUAGUUUUUGCAUCAUAUCCAUGGAGUUAGAAAAAGAAUGUGCUUUAUUACAGAGGUGGGAAGUCAAAAAACUCAAGGUUGACUAUUUUAGCAGGUGGGCCAAUGGCUUAUUAGCAGCAGCACCUGCAUCCUCAUCAUUCUUGCACAUGUAUCUGAGCACCACCACUGGCUUGGACUUUAAAUACUUGAGGCAGAAAUUAAUUUUACCCCCAAAUCUGCUGCUUAGGAUUUGUUGCUGAGGUCACAUACUGCAGAAAUCAGAACCUGGGGUCCAGUACUUAUGGUUUGUGCCAGCUGGAAACCUCACCUGAGCCUGGAAUGAUGCAUUGCUAAUCAUGCUGCCAGCCAGCUGAGGUCACUCCUAUACAUCGAAAUAUGUUGCUGGCAAUCCCAUCAACCUAGGAAGAUCCUCUCCACUUUCGUAUUCUGGACAUCAGAACUCUGUAUGUUGUUCAAGUGUUUCUUUUCCCAGUGUUGUAGAACCAAGGGACAGCAGUGCAUGUGUGUGUGUUUCACAGGUGGCUCUGGGCGGCGAGGGGGAAGAUUUUCUGCCCAAGGCAUGGGAACUUUUAACCCAGCUGACUAUGCUGAGCCGGCCAGCACGGAUGAGAAUUACGGGAAUAGCAACAACAACACGUGGAACAACACUGGGAGCUUUGAGCCGGAUGAUGGCACAAGACUUGAUUUCAUUGGGGGUGAGGGGUCAAAUUAUCCCCGAAAAUUUGACACUGCUCCUGGUGCAUGGAGGGCAGCGACAGAAGAAUGGGGCACGGAGGACUGGAAUGAAGAUCUGUCAGAGACAAAGAUCUUCACAGCCUCCAAUGUGUCUUCAGUGCCUCUGCCUGCUGAGAAUGUGACAAUCACAGCUGGACAAAGAAUUGAUCUUGCAGUCCUGCUAGGAAAGACACCCUCUUCUAUGGAAAAUGAGUCAACAAACCUGGAGUCAUCCCAGACUCCUUCCUUGGCGCAGCCACUGGUGUUCAGCAAUUCUAAGCAGAGUGCUUUGUCCCAACCUGCCUCUGGAAACUCCUUCUCUCACCACAGCAUGGUGAGCAUGUUGGGGAAAGGCUUUGGAGAUGUCGGGGAGGCCAAAGGCAGCAGUACUACAGGGUCACAGUUCCUGGAGCAGUUCAAGACAGCCCAGGCACUGGCUCAGCUGGCAGCUCAGCACACCCAGCCUGCUGGGAGCACCACUGCUGCUUCCUGGGACAUGGGAUCCAGCACACAGACCUCGUCUCUGGUGCAGUACGAUCUCAAGAACCCAACAGACUCUUCCGUGCAUAGUCCCUUCACCAAGCGUCAGGGCUUCACAUCAACUUCAACCAUGAUAGAAGUGUUCAUGCAGGAGAAACAGCCUGUGGUGACUGCUUCCACAACCACACCGGCACCCCCAUCCUCACCACUGCCCAGCAAAACCAAUCCAGUUCCCCAGAUGUCCCCAGGGUCCUCGGACAACCAGUCCUCAAGUCCCCAGCCAGCACAGCAGAAGCUCAAGCAGCAAAAGAAAAAAGCAUCGUUAACAUCAAAGAUUCCUGCACUUGCAGUGGAAAUGCCUGGCUCGUCGGAUAUCUCAGGGCUAAACCUGCAGUUUGGGGCGUUACAGUUUGGUUCAGAGCCUGUUCUUGCUGAGUACGAAUCAACGCCCACAACCAGCGCCGCUGUUAGCCAGUCUCAGAGCAGCCUCUACACCAGCUCGGCCAGUGAAUCUUCAUCCACAAUUUCGUCCAAUCAAAGCCAGGAGUCUGGUUACCAGAGUGGCACAAUACAGACAGCAACAUUUACCUCCCAGAACAGUGCUCAGGGACCACUGUAUGAACAGAGAUCCACCCAGACGAGGCGAUACCCAAAUUCUAUCUCUUCCUCGCCCCAGAAAGAUCUGACCCAGGCUAAGAAUGGUUUCAGUUCUGUACAACCCACGCCAUUACAAACCACACAGGCUGUUGAAGGUGCUACAGGCCCUGCAGUGAAAUCCGACUCCCCCUCUGCUCCCAGUAUUGCACCUCUCAACGAUGGGGUGUCUGCAUCGUCCCUGCUGACAACAGCCAGCCAACACUCAACAGCUCUGAGCAGCCUGAGCCACAGCGAGGAGCUCCCCAGUACAACCACUGCCCAGCUCAGCAGUGCAUUACCCACCCAGCAGAACAGUCUGUCUGGGCGAACAUCAACUUCAACUCUUCUGCACACAAGUGUGGAGAGUGAAGCAAGCCUCCAUUCUUCCGCUAGUACUUUCUCCACCUCCUCCAGCACGGUGUCAGCUGCCCCACCAGUUGUCAGCGUUUCAUCCAGCCUCAGCAGUGUCAGCAGCCUGGGCCUCAGCCUCAGCAGCAACUCCACAGUGACGGCCUCAACUCGCAGCUCCGUUGCAACCACAUCAGGAAAAGCCCCUCCCAAUCUCCCUCCUGGAGUCCCACCGUUGUUGCCUAAUCCAUACAUCAUGGCUCCAGGGUUGCUACAUGCCUACCCGCCACAGGUGUAUGGAUAUGAUGACUUGCAAAUGCUCCAGACGAGAUUUCCAUUGGAUUACUACAGCAUCCCAUUCCCUACACCCACCACACCACUGACUGGAAGAGAUGGCAGCCUGAGCAGCAAUCCAUACUCUGGUGACUUAACAAAAUUUGGCCGUGGUGAUGCCUCUUCCCCUGCUCCUGCAACAACUCUGGCACAGCCUCAGCAGAGCCAGACCCAGACUCACCACACCACGCAGCAGACGUUCCUGAACCCGGCGCUGCCUCCCGGCUACAGUUACACCAGUCUGCCAUACUACACAGGGGUACCAGGGCUCCCCAGCACCUUCCAGUAUGGGCCCGCCGUGUUCCCUGUUGCUCCUACCUCUUCCAAGCAGCAUGGUGUGAAUGUCAGCGUCAAUGCAUCAGCAACCCCUUUCCAGCAGCCCAGUGGCUAUGGCUCUCAUGGGUACAGCACUGGUGUAUCUGUGACAUCCAGUAAUACAGGUGUGCCAGACAUCUCGGGCUCUGUCUACUCCAAAACUCAGCAAUCCUUCGAGAAGCAGGGAUUUCACACUGGAACCCCAGCAGCCUCCUUCAACCUGCCUUCGGCGCUGGGCAGCGGCGGCCCCAUCAACCCUGCAACAGCAGCAGCAUACCCCCCCACCCCGUUCAUGCACAUCCUCACCCCGCAUCAGCAGCCUCACUCGCAGAUCCUCCACCACCACCUGCAGCAGGAUGGGCAGAGCGGCUCCGGGCAGCGCAGCCAAGGCAGCUCCAUCCCCCAGAAAUCCCAGGCCAACAAGUCCGCCUACAACAGCUACAGCUGGGGUGCCAACUGAGGCCGGGCCCCCUCGCCACCACUUGCUUCCGGAAGAGAAUCUCAGUGACCCCGACGAUGAGGAAGGAUCCCAGGGAGGAGAGAGCCCUGCGGAGAGCGCCUGGGCCCCUAACCCGGCAGGGCCCCGCAGGGCAGGCCGCAGGCACCUCUGCGUUGUCUGUCUUCAGCCACUUUCCUGUUGUAUGUAAUAUAGAAUUUGUAUUUUUUUCUUUUUUUUUUUUUCCUUUUUUUUUUUCUCUCUCUCCGCAUUCAGAUCUGAACCGUUUGCCGUAGGGGCCUUUUUUGGUUUUUACUCCUUUCUAUCCCCUCUCCCAUCCAGCUGCCCCACAAUCUCUCAGAUCCAAAGGAGUGGAAGCUGCGAGUCGCCUACAGCAAACCCCCUUAUUAUUAGGAUUAAGACCAGUAAUUGAUAUGAGCAGCAUUGUAAGAUUAAUUAGUUGAAGUGUUUUUUUUGUACUGUGUUCUAAAUUUAAUGGAUAAAUGUGUCUUGUAUAUAAAAACAAAAACCCCAUGCUGUCCUCUAGUUCUCUCAUUUCUCCCCCACCCCGCCGAGGGGUCCCCCCUGGUAUUUUAUGUUCUCCAUCUGCGUCCCUCCAUCCUCAUGGGCCCAGAGUGCAGGUCCUGCCCUGCUUGCAAGCUGUAAGUAUCUUCUGCUUUUGAGUUGGGGAUUUUUUAAUUUUCUCUUUGUUUUUUCCUUUUUUUUCCUCUUUUGUUUUGUGGGGGUUUUUUUGUUUGCUUUGGUUUUUUGGGGGUUUUUGUUUGUUUUUUUUCUAUGCAGUCCAGAUCUUGUAUUUUUAAGUUCCACCUGAUCCCUUCAGCUGCAGCCCCGAGCGGGGAUUUACUGAAGAGAAUAAAGAUCACAAAGUGAUGUGUGUA